UUCAUCCGGUCCAUCAAUCAAACAAACCUCCAACCAGAGAACCCGGGAAGCCAUUGCAACAACAGCAGCUCCAAAAACACGACGAUGCAGAAGCGCCUGUUCUGCACUCAAGCUGCAAUUCAAAUUGAAAACACCAUUAAAAACACUAGUUUAAGCAAAAAAUGGAUAAUCAAGCAAGUUAAAAAGUCCAAUUUCAGCCAAGUUUUGGACGAAAUCAAGCCCCACAUUUCCAAUUCCGAUUUUAUUGCAAUUUCUCUCCAGAAAACUGGCUCAUACUCAUCGCCAUGGCAGAGAGUUCUUCCCUUUGAUACUCCAGAAAUUUCCUAUUUGAAGGCCAAGCGUUCAGCAGAGAGGUUUCAGGUUCUUCAGUUUGCUGUCUGCCCUUUCACCCUUAGGGCUUCUAAGCUUACUGCUUACCCAUAUAAUUUCCACCUAUUUCCAAGAGAUGAACUGAAAAUUGGGAUGCCUUCUUACAGUUUUGCAUGUCAAACAUCAUAUUUGACGGCCAUGGCUCGACUUGGUUUUGAUUUUAAUUCCUGCAUAUAUGACGGAAUCUCAUACAUAUCCAGAGCUCAGGAAUCAAGUAUGAAACAUCUUCCGGGAAAUACUAUGCUGCGGGCACAUGCAUCGCAAUCUUCACCAGCUGUAUCAGUUGCUGAUUCUAUUUAUAUUCAGAGGAUUAAAACACGAGUCAAAACCUGGAUAAAAGCUUGCAAAGACUCAAAAGGACUUAAUGAAGAUCCUAUGGUCAGAGCUCUGAGAAAAGUUAUUAUGGGUGAACAUGGAUCCAGACCUUGUCUUGAUUUGGAUGUUUGCAGUGAGCGCCAAGUGCAACUUGUCCUCGAGGUUAUGAAGGAAUACUCUGAUGACACUGUCCCUUUGUUGAUCCCUGCAAAGCGUGGGGGCACACAAGGGCUUCGGAUUGUUUUGACAAGUUCGGAACAGGACAAAAUUCUUUUCCAGAAAGAACUUCAAGAUUUGGAGGAGGAGCAAAGUAAGAAUGUGCGUGGAUUUAGAGAAGUGAUCGAUCUGAUUUCUGCCUCAGGGAAACCUGUUAUUGCCCACAACUCACUUGAUGAUUUUACGUUCAUUCACUCAAAAUUUCUGAGCACUUUACCUCCAACUAUAGACGAGUUCAAACACUCUUUGAGCUCAUUCUUCCCUUAUAUCAUUGACAUGGGCCAUGUAACAAAGGAAUUCAACCGUAGUAGAAACAUGAACAAUAUACCUGCAGCUUCAUCUUUCUUGAGAAGUCGGUUCUUCGCACCUAUUGAUAUGGACAUUCCUAUCAAAGGUACACCAGAUGAGAUGAGUGAAGGGAAGAUCAACGGUCAAAAUGUUUUACAAUUAAGUCAUCUUUUUGCAAAACUCAAUACAAUAAUUAACCGCGGUCAACACCAUGUUAUUAGUGAGGAUAAAAUCUUAGCACUUGACAACUUUGCAAACGUCUUUGACCCGUACAGUAGUCCACUCCCUGAGAACUCUGACGAUGAUGAUGUCAGGAUUUCAUCAGGUAGUUUGAGAAAACUGAGCUGUGACAAUAUGGUGUUCAUAUGGGGAUUCAGGAGUGGGUUGUCAACUGGAGAGCUGAAAACACUCCUCAGUGGGUCCCAUGAAGCUUUCUCUGCAGAGUUUGAUGUCCAACUAGUUGAUAAAAGCUGCGCAGUGGCUGCUUUACAGCAGCCUGGACUUGCAGGAGCUUUUGUAAAAGCUAUGGAAUCUGGAGGAGGUUGCCAUGAAGGAGGGUUGAAGGAAUUGUUAUCAGAGGGUUUGAGAGCAGCAGAUUAUGGAACUUACAAGCUUGCAUGUAACAUGAGCAAGUGGGACUCUAAUUUGGCUGAUUCUUUGGACCAAGUUCUGAUGUCAGCUGACCAGUUUCCUGUUGAUAAUAGUCAUGGAAGAAGCCCGUAUGAAAUCUGGUGGGAUGACGAUACUGUCCUCAACCUUGAUGACCUGUGAACAUUGAGUGUGUAUUAGACCUGAUCAAAUUGCGGGUCGGGUUUGGGGCGGGUCAUGACUUAAAAGUUAUGCCAAUGUGUCGGGCCGGGCCAACAAAUUCUGCCCUAAACUCACUAUUUCGGGCCAAAAUAGUGGGUUUUCGGGCCAUUCCGGGCCGGCCAGAUUUAUAACUACCUUGCAAUUUUGAAUUGUCCAAAAAUCGGUAAAAAUUCUGCCCUAACCCUGCUAUUUUCGGGCCGGGUCGAGUCGGGCCAGCUGGCCAUGCUCAUGAUGAUCAGGUCUAGUGUAUAUAUAUAUUCAUCAAGAAAUGAUCAGAAUACUUGAUUUCUUUCUGUAUCCGGAAUCCUUGGCGUUAUGCAAGAGGCUCCAUAUCUCUGAUAAGACAGGAAAACUGAAACCAUUGCUGGUUUUUCUGAACUUGAAUCAGUUACUACAAUAGGUGGUGGACUGGUAAGUAAGAUACAGAACUGAAGAACUGAAGAAUUGGAAGUCAGAUGUUGAGUGACAACUUACACUUUGCUGAGUGAUCAUAGUGAUGCUAGAGGAGAGACUUUGGUAUGGGAUUCGUUUAUUCUUUUCUCCUACCGCUAAUGUUAGAUAGGAAUUUAGGAUAUACUCUCCUUGUAAAACAUUACAUGGUUUUAAUUUAUGUAGUAGUUGAUUUGGUUGUAUAUGCUCUGAGUGAACCUUGUCACUGUUCUUGGGAGUGUUCUUACAUGUUAUAGAUGAAAGAUCACUUGGUUAAGCAUGCACA
Messenger RNA from Spinacia oleracea (spinach), 2713 nucleotides. Its product is annotated as poly(A)-specific ribonuclease PARN-like. The record is from RefSeq and is a predicted model, not a curated record. Bases 85 to 1959 code for a protein of 624 amino acids. Lineage: Eukaryota; Viridiplantae; Streptophyta; Magnoliopsida; Caryophyllales; Amaranthaceae. The transcript is spliced from 8 exons. Gene Ontology annotation, molecular function: RNA binding; 3'-5'-RNA exonuclease activity.